Messenger RNA from Musa acuminata AAA Group (dessert banana), 1809 nucleotides. Its product is annotated as aluminum-activated malate transporter 9-like. The record is from RefSeq and is a predicted model, not a curated record. NCBI's taxonomy places the organism in Eukaryota, Viridiplantae, Streptophyta, Magnoliopsida, Zingiberales, Musaceae. Gene Ontology annotation, biological process: malate transport. The coding region runs from base 128 to 1657 and encodes 509 amino acids. The transcript has 7 exons. Gene Ontology annotation, cellular component: plant-type vacuole membrane.
AACCUCAAACAACACCCUUUAAAUUUCCCGUCUCUGCCAACGGUGUACUCACUUCAGAAGCAUAUCGAUCACAUUAGCAGAGCGGGAAGCCCUCAUUUCCAGGAAGCUCUACUUCCUCGUAUACAGAAUGAACGGGAAGAAAGGCAGCGUCCGAAUUGAUAUUCGCACGCCGGAGACUGCGAAGAUGUCCGGUGGUGGUCGAAGUAGCAGCGACAGCAUGUCGCCGAGCAAAUGGAUAUGGGACGUGUGGGAGUUCGCCAAGGGGGAUACCGACAGGGUGACCUUCUCUCUCAAGGUAGGCUUGGCUUGCCUCCUGGUGUCGUUGCUGAUACUAAUCCGAGCACCCUAUCAAGUGUUCGGCACCAACACCAUCUGGGCCAUCAUGACCGUGGCCAUCAUGUUCGAAUACACCGUCGGUGCUACGUUCAAUCGAGGGUUCAAUAGAGCUCUUGGGAGUUUGCUAGCUGGAAUCUUUGCAGUAGUGUUCAUGCAAAUAGCCAUGUCAAGCGGCCACAUUACCGAGCCUUACAUCAUUGGCCUCAGCAUCUUCCUCGUCGGAGCUAUUACAUCCUUCAUGAAGCUUUGGCCGUCCUUGGUCCCUUACGAGUACGGCUUCAGGGUCAUCCUCUUGACCUACUGCUUGAUCAUUGCCUCCGGAUAUCGAAUGGGAGACCCCGUGAGGACUGCCGUAGACCGGCUUUACUCCAUCGCGAUCGGUGGUCUCGUCGCAGUCUUCGUGAACCUCCUCGUCUUCCCCAUAUGGGCCGGUGAGCAGCUGCACAAGGAGCUCGUCAGCCACUUCGAUUCCGUGGCUGACUGCCUCGAAGAGUGUGUGAAGAAGUAUCUCAGCGACGACGGAUCAGAACAACCUGAGUUCUCCAAGACCGUGAUGGAUGAUUUCCAGGACGAGCCAGCUUAUCGAAAGUGUCGUGCCACUUUGAGUUCAUCUGCGAAGCUCGAUUCCCUGGCCAAUUCAGCGAGAUGGGAGCCACCCCAUGGGAGAUUCCGACACUUCUUCCAUCCAUGGGCGGAGUACGUCAACGUCGGGGCCGUGCUCCGUCACUGUGCCUAUGAAGUGAUGGCAUUGCAUGGCUGUCUGCACUCGGAGAUACAGGCACCCUUUAAUCUAAGGUGUGCAUUCCGAUCCGAGAUCCUCGAUGCAACGACGCAGGCAGCAGAGCUGCUUCGCAGCAUGCGCAAAGACAUCAGCAACAUGAAGCACGGACUCCGGACGAGCCUUCUCAAGCGCGUCCACAGCUCCACCGAGCGCCUGCAACGCUCCAUCGACCUCCACUCCCACCUCCUCACCUCAUCUCACCAUCUCUCCACGGCUCUCUCUUCAAACCUUAUACCCUCCCAAGAUCACUCGACCGAUCCGGAUAGCAAGGGAGUCGAGCCAAACGCAGCGGACACGUUGGCACCUCGAGUGGAUUCGUGUCAUGACACCACGAAGAAGCAGCAGAGAAGGCUGCGUUCAUGGCCUUCCAUAGAGGUGACUGAUCUGCAGGAAGACGACAUACCAAGGAUGAGUGCGUUGGAGAGCACCACGGCGUUGUCGCUCGCCACCUUUACCUCAUUGCUCAUUGAGUUCGUGGCACGGCUCGAUCACUUGGUCGAGGCUGUGGAUAAGCUUGCCCGGUUAGCUGGAUUCAACUAAGAGCUCACAAGCUAAAAGAACUCUCUGUUUUCGUGGUCUCACAUCCUGUACAAAAACUGGCAGUAUUCAUACAAUAUGUGUGUGUGUGUGUGUGUGUGUGUGUGUGUGUGAUUUACACAUCAAGAAAGAAGAAAAGUUUGCCUUUGCCAUCA